GCCUUGAGUUCAUGAAUCAUUUACAGCAAGGGGAACAGCCAGUGACUGAAAACUGAGAAAGUAAAACUUAACUGGGACUUUGGCAGGUAUGGCUGUUUCUGGUGGUCCCGUCCAGAGUCUGUGCGAUGAAGCUACUUGCUCCAUCUGCCUGGAAUAUUUCAAGGAUCCAGUGACCAUCCCAGAGUGUGGGCACAACUUCUGCCGAUCUUGCUUGGUCCAGUGCUGGGGGAAACUGGAGGCAGAGGCUUUCUGCCCACAGUGCAGAAUAACUGUCCAGCCAAGGAGCCUCAUCUCCAACUGGCAACUGGCCAACGUGGUAGAAAUAGCCAAGAAGCUCAGCCUUCCCCUUCAGGAAGGGAAGGUCUGUGAGAAGCACCAGGAGACCCUGAAACUCUUCUGCAAAGUCCAUGAAGCCCCCAUCUGUGUGGUUUGUGACAGAUCCAAGGAACAUGAAAACCACAAGGUGAUUCCUCUGGAGGAGGCCUCUGAAGAGUACAAGGUAGGAAAUCACUGUGGAUCUUAAUGAGGGGAAGAGUGGUGGAUUCUUCCUGGGCCGUUUUCCGUAGCACUUAAGUCCAAACUGCAUUAAAUCAAUUGCCCAAACAUCAAUUGUUUAUUAUGUAAAAGGCAGCAAAGGAGAAACCUGAGCAGUGUAGGGGUAGGUUCCAAAGGGAGCUUGCAUACCCUCCAACAUUUCUAUGAUGAAAAUAGGGUCGUCCUAUUCCAUCAUAAUAAUAAUGAUAUUUAUGCCCCACCCAGCUUUCAAUACACAUAAAAACAUAAUAAAACAUUUAACAUAAUCCCCACCCCAAUACAGGGUUGCUUUCAGAUGCCUUCUAAAUUGGACUCCUCUCUCUCUCUCUCUCUCUCCCUCUCUCCCUCUCCCUCUCCCUCUCCCUCUCCCUCCCCCUCCUUCCCUCCCUUCCUCCCGCUCUUUUUCUUGGUCUUAAUCAAACCUGGGAUUUUGUUUCCUCUUUAGAGACUGAUUUGCAGCCGCCUGGAGACUGUGAGGAGAGAGAGAGAGAAAAUGCUGGCCUAUCGAGAAGACCUGGAAAAGCAAAGUCAAGACCUCCUUGUAGGUGUCCCUGUUGUUACUAGGAUGGGAACAAGCAUUUGAAUACACUGGUACCUCGGGUUAAGUACUUAAUUCAUUCCGGAGGUCCGUUCUUAACCUGAAACUGUUCUUAACCUGAAGCACCACUUUAGCUAAUGGGGCCUCCCGCUGCUGCUGCGCCGCUAGAGCACGAUUUCUGUUCUCAUCCUGAAGCAAAAUUCUUAACCCGAGGUGCUAUUUCUGGGUUAGUAGAGUCUGUAACCUGAAGCGUCUGUAACCUGAAGCAUAUGUAACCCGAGGUACCACUGUAAUCAAGUCAGGACUUAAAAAGCACUGGCAAAUCUGUCCCAUACCAGCUUCUCCCCGUUUUUCCACAUCAGCAUGCGAUUUUGAAUUUUAGAAAGUCCUUUCUGUGUUAUUUGCAUUCAUAAACAAUUUUAAUGCCUACUUUACCCUCAAAUGUGCAUUUUUGUGCACAUUAUCUGACCAGAGUAACAUUCAGAGGAGUGUUAAUUUGAAAUGAAUGCUGUUUUUCCGUCUGCGUAUUUUUUUGGAGAGUGACUAUCAGCUAAGUUCACCUUUGAAUGCAAACUGGAUUGAAUUUGUUCCCCCGAGGCAGCCCAGCCCUAUUGAAUAUAAAGUACUUGGGAUAUCCUGAAGGACCAUACAAGUGGUUAAUGAAAGGUCUUUUGAAAUGUGCACUCUGUUGUUAAUCUUUAGCAAAGUCAGGCCAUCCUGAAGCCUUAAUGUAAACAGCGGUGCUCUGGGGAUGAACAGGCUAGCUAUGCCCUCUUCCUCUGUUUCUGUUGCCUUCCUAUUUAUGGAAGUGUUCAGUCUAAAGUGAGCAGCAUUUAAUGUCCGUGGAGGCUCCCUGAAUAUUUUAGAACUGUGAUUAUGCCAGGUCCAAAUAUGUGCAAGGAACCUCCAUGGCUAGAAAAAAAAAAGCUCAUUGCUUUAGGCAAACUGGAAGGCAGCAAGCAGGAAUAGCCGUGGAGAGGGCAGAGCAAGUGUGUUCCUGAGUCAGGGCUCCAUGUUUCUUACUUCUACCUGCUUCUUGCAGAAAUUAACAAAAACUGAGAAGCAGGGGACAGAGGAGAAGUUUAGACAACUGCGCCAGUUUCUGGAAGCGAAAGAAAAACAUCUGCUGCAGGAGAUAGAAGAGGUGGAGCUGGAGGUUGCAAGAAGAAGGGAUGAGCAGCUGGCCAGACUCUCCAGGGAACUCUCCUCUCUUGAGAGGAUCAUUCAGGAGAUGGAAGAGAAACGACAGAAGCCAGCAAGUGAACUCCUGCAGGUAAGAUGGCAGGAGGAACAGCACAAGGCUCCACUCCAGGAGAAGGGCUUUCUCCAAAUCUUUUUGUGCCUCUAUACAAGCAGUAAAGAAACUCAGCUUUUUCACAGGAGCUGCCAAGAAAACUGGUGUGGUUUUGAAGCCUUAUUUACCUAGGGAUCCAUCAGCCACGCCAUCCCCGGACCUUGGAGGGAACAAAAGUACCAGGAAAGCAAAAUCUUCUUUGGAGAAAAAGUUUAUUGAAAUCUGUGCACAGAGACAAUAUCUGUACACAGAGACAACCAGCUGGAUAGCUCCUGAAAAUAUACUGGCUGUAAAGCAAGACACUUCAGCAAACUUUCUUAUACUCUCUGAGCACUCUCCUCCCUCCCAUACCUUCUCAAAUUAUUCCCUUACAUGGCACAUCUAUAUUGCUUGCUAAACACAUUUUAUUGCUUGCUAAACAUUCCUGUCUUUCUAUUUUGCUUGCUAAACACAUUUUAUUGCUUGCUAAACAUUCCCUCCCCUCUCCUUCGUACACGUGUCUUUUCUCAUCUUUGCAUUAGUAAGCAUAAGACAGGAAAGGGGGCCUCUUUAGCAGGCCUGGUUAAAUCUGCACUUUUGACCCGCCAGCCAAAUUUAGUAGGUCUGGUUAGUUAUUGCUAACAGCAGCGGUUUCUUGCUAGCUGGCUAGGCAGGAAACGAACUUUUGACCUGUCAGCCAAAUUUUGCAAGCAGUCACUGGCGGUGUGCUAACUGUCUGGCCAAAAUUUGCAGAAGUAAGAUUAGCACAGGAUUAGCACAGGAAUUUACUGCAGAUAGUAUUUGAGAGCAACCUUUCUUAGGUACAGAGUUCUAAGCACAGAAAAUAUUGAGAGAAACCUUUUCCAUCUCCCUUUACUCCCUCCUCUUCUUUUGAACAAUCUAUUACUUAGAUUCGUUCUGGGGUAGGGGUCUAUAUUCUCUCAUUACAGCAAUCACGCGAGGUCCCAUCAUGCGAGACAUCAUCUUUCCCAUCAUAUUCUGCAAGCAUUGCAUCAAGCAGGGAAUACAAAAGCAAAAAAGCAAUAGAAGCAUUAUUGGGCCUAUCACCAUAGUAAAUAUCCUCCCCAUCCAUCCACCAUCGGGCAACCAAGAAUAUAACCAAUUCCAUGGAUCACCUUCUGUAGUUUUUAGCGGGUUUUCAGCUAUCAUUGUUUCCAUGUGGUCAAUUGUGGCCGAAAUGCUGACAUUAUUAUCUGGGAUAAACAUACAGCAAUGAAAAUGAACUAGCACACAAACUCCUCUCUAUGUUGAAGAUGUUACCAAUGGGAAUUCCAUGUAGCAUCAAACCUGGCCAUUUAGCAUAAGGUGGCAUGUGCAUACACAGCCAAUAAUUGGAAAGAUUUAGCAUUGUGGUGAACUUCCUCAAGGGUGAGAGCCUACCGGCGAGCUGAUGCUCCCACUAUGUGGGUCAACUUUUCUACUAACCCUGUUGGGUGGAUUGAACUCUCGUGCUGCCUCCCUACUGACCAGAGCAUAUGGAAGCUGAAAUCCUGGGGUGGCAAUUCUUACUGGCACUUGUUUAGCAAUUUCAAUGCACACCUGGUUAAGGCUCCCACCCCUGCAAUACUUGCAUUAAGAUAGGUUCCGUCCCAUCUAACGCCUGGAUUAAGAUUAGAACCUGGUCCAUCAGAUGAGGUUGGUACAGUAACCUCAUCAAACCCCUGUUUCCAGUAGUCAAUGAGCACGCCAUCUCUUACCACCGGCAAGACGAACCAGUCGUAGCAGAGGCCAGCAGGCCAGUAAGGGCGGUAUGGCUCGGUAGGGUCAGGGCUGUGGGGCAUAGAGCAAAUCAAUACAGAAUAUAACAGAAAAAAAGGAAAAGAGAAAGUCCUUAUGAAAGUAUUAAAUGUCCUGGUGGACUUCCUGGAUCAGUCCCGGCACGGGUUUUCACGUUGGGGACGCUGCCCGCGGGCGUCCCUCCCAUCCAUUUCUUCAGCUGUGCGUUGAGAUAUCAGCUUCCGGUGUGAUAUCAGCAGAGCGGUCAUCAGCGGAGGGUCUGGAGAUGGUCAGCCGAAGGGGUUAAUCAGGAUUUAACUGCACAGUUCAAUCUAUAGUGGUCACUCUGGUGUGGUGGACCCAAGGGGUGAUGCCGGCGAAUUUCACGGCGGUGGGUGUGGAGAGCAGGACGGUAUAAGGUUCCAGCACGGUUGUAGCUGCGUCCGUGCCCAAUCGUUUACCCACACUUCAUCACCUGGCUCGAACUGAUGCAGCCAACACACAGGGGUUGCGAGCCUGGGUCCACCUGUCGAGACAAAAGAAAACUCGGAAGAAUAUCUGGACUUAAUUAUUCAAUUGCAUAUCCUGACCAGCAUGUGGGGACAACAUUCUGACAUAUGGGACCGGUCUCCCAAGCACAAUUUCAAAGGGUGACAGGUGGGUUCGCUUUGACGGGAGACUGCGGACCCUGAGUAAUGCCAAGGGCAACAUGGUCACCCAAUUAGACCCGGUUUCCUGUGUCAGCUUGGACAGCUGAUUCUUUGGAGUCCUGUUCAUUCUCUCUACCUUUCCAGAACUCUGGGGUCUAUAAGCAGUAUGCAGCUUCCAGUUGAUCUGGAGCGCUUUUGCCAGUCCCUGUAGGACUGCAUGAACAAAUGCUGGUCCAUUGUCAGAUCCUAUGGACCUUGGCAAUCCAUAGCGAGGGAUGAUUUCCCUAAGCAGGCACCUGGUUACUUCAAAUGCCUUUUCAGUCUUUGUUGGCCAUGUUUCGGCCCAUCCGGUGUAGGUGCACACUGCCACCAGCAGGUAGCGGUGUAGUCCACAACGGGGUAAUUCAGUAAAGUCCACAACAAGAUCUUCCAUAGGUGCAGUUCCACUAUGCUGAAUUCCUGGGGGAGCUAGUGGUCCGGUUCUGGGAUUAUUCUUUUGACACAGCAGGCAUUUCCUGGAAAUCUGGGCUGCCAGUUGGUAGAGGUGGGCUAUAUAGAAGCAUUUCUCCAGCUGCUUGGUUGUAGCAUCUGGUCCUAUGUGGGUUGAAUCAUGGUAUCUCUGAGUAACCUGCCGAGAAAGGGACUCUGGAAUCCAUAUCCUGUCAUCAGGGGUAAGGUACCAUCCUUCUUUGGACAAUGUCAGCUCCUGAGCGUCUGCAGUGUCCCUUUCCUGCUUCGUAUAAGCUGGCUUGUCAGUGGUGCUUAAAAUCUCUUCUGGGACCAGUGCUCCAAUAACCGAGGCGGGGGCCAGUUCUUGGGCUGCUUCCUUGGCCACUCUGUCUGCCAAUCGGUUUCCUCUGGCCACUUCUCCUGGUCCAGUCUUGUGUCCAUAACAAUGGAUAACUGCCACUGCCUCGGGCUCCCAUACAGCAUCCAGAAGGUUCAACAAGGCUUGUGGGUGGGCCACCUGGCUUCCUCUGGAGGUAAGCAAACCUCUUUCUUUCCAUAAGGCUCCAUGGGCAUGUAAAGUCAGGAAUGCAUACUUAGAAUCUGUAUAAAAGUUUAUCUUCUGUCCCUUUGCCAGGCUCAGGGCUCUGGUAAGCGCAGUUAGCUCUGCCAGCUGGGCCGAUGUUCCAGGCGGGAGUGACUUUGCUUCGAUCACCUGGUCUUCCAGGGCUACCACUGCAUAACCUGCCUUCCAGUGUCCAGCCUCAAUGAAGCUGCUUCCAUCCAUAAACCAUGAUGGCCACUGGGGGUCUGCUUCAUCUUUAAGGUCAGGCCUGCUAGAAUACACCUCAUCCAUUACUUCAAUGCAAUCAUGCGUGGGCUCCUCACCUACUCCUACCGGUAAUAGGGCAGCUGGGUUGAGGGUUGUGGUGACUUGGAAUUUCUAACGCGGAUGUAGUAGCAUCUGACAUUUCCUCAUUUUAGCCUGGGAGAGGAAAUAGGUGCCUUUCGGCAGAUGGCACGCUGACUCUUUCCUAAGCGGCCUCGCCCUCCUCUUCUUCUUCUAACGGUGGACCUCCCGUCUUCAGGGCCAUCAACUUCUUUGCCUGGUACUUCUCCUUUUUUCUUCUGGGCCUCUUCCUCUCUCUGAUUAUAAGUGGUUUGGGCUAUUUUCUAACAUCCAUUUCAGGGUGUGGCCCAUCUGGAUUUUUCGGCAAAUAUCGGGCGCUGCUUGGGCUACAAAGGCAGUUUUUAUGAUAGGGGCAUGGAUAUACUGGCGGUAGGCUUCCUUCAGCUUCUUUAAGUAGGCUCCAGGGGCCUCCUCUGUUCCUUGCACUAUUUCUCUGGCCUCCACAAAGUUGGUGAGUUUUCUGGCUGCCCUCCUCAUGCCAUUUAAGACAUUCUGGCGAUAAGUGGUGAGGGUAUUUUGCCCUUCAAUGGUCUGAUAAUCCCAAUUCAGUGUAGUUUCAGGAUAUCCUGUUGCAACAGCUUGAUCUCCUGCCCCCUGCGCUCUCAUGUGUGCCCGGGCUUCAGCAUGAAUUCGCCUAUCCUCCUCUGUAGCUAGCAGGGCAUCCAUCAAAUAUUGCACAUCAUAAAAAGUGGGGUUGUAUGUUUUAAAAAAAAUUCCCUCAAACAGCUUAAUGAUUUUGGCAGGGUUUUCUUCAAAUGAAGGGUUUUGGUUCUUCCAAUUACAAACAUCUGCACUAGAGGAGGGGACAUGUUGAACUGUAUAAGUUCUAUUGGGCACCACCCCGUUAGGUCCCGUGGGGGCUGGAGGGUCAUACACUCUAUGGAGAGGCAUCACUCUGGCCGCGCCCUCCUCCUGUGUUUUAUGUGCCCUAUGGAGGGUCACUCUUUUCACUGCCUUCCCCACUCUUUCUGCCACUUUCUUCUCUGUUCCCCUACACAUCCCACUGUUUUUAACAUAUGGGGACUGACGUCCACUUCUCCUGCAUAAGGUUCCACAUACUUUCUCAAACGUUCUGCCUGUUCUUAUUAUCACCUAUCAACUUAACUAAUCUUUUUACAAAUUCCUCAUCCUCACCAUCCUCUUCUCGUUCCUCCCUUUCUCCAUCCUCGCCCAGGUCUACCAAUGCAUUGUCCACGGGAUUGGGGGCUGGGCCAUCUGUUCCCUGUGGCGGGGGUGGUGCCAGGGCUGUUGCCGGGGCAUGAGGCGGUGGGGCAUCAAAACUUUUAUCUUCUUCCCUCUCUGAAUCCUGGAGGACUGGGGGGUUGUCCUCCUGUCUUCCUGACUGAGCAGAUACGGCUGCCUGAGACUUUUUGGCAGCAUGACUUCAGCCAGGGGGGGGGGGUUCUGUUCCACAUUGGUCUUCCAUGUGGAAAUGUAGGGGAUUUGAUCAGGGUGGACAUUCAAAAUGUUCUGAUAUAAUGGAUUAAUGAGUUGCAAAUCAAGGGUCCUGAUGGACGGCCAAUUUGUUAUUUUGGGGUGGGCCAAUCUAAUUUACACAAUGUCCUCAUCCUCCCCUCUCAUCAGCUUGAAUCCCCAAAAGCAUUUCAAAGGGGUACUUUUACUUUGGCCAGAACCCAUUUCUUCCAGAUACUUCACACACAACAGACCUACAAUCGCUCGGCCAAGGGGACACUAAGCCCUGGCCCACACUUGACAAUUCAGCCACUAGAGUAUCUUGACAUGCAACAUACAACAUACAAAACACACCAAUAUAAUUUCAACAUGUAACACACUAAACACACCAAAAUAAUUUCAGCAUGCAAUACACAAAACACACCAAAAUAAUUUUCCCUCCUUCUUCUGUUCCAAAUUUUUGCUGGUGGCACUCUCCUGCACAACCAAUCCCCUUAUUCCUGGUGGCUGGCACUCUACUGCGCAACCAAUCCCCUUAUUCCUGGUGGCUGGCACUCUACUGCCCAACCAGGUGAGGCUGAUCAGACCUCGCCCCCCUUUUCCUUGGGGGCCCACGCCCUUUCCCUUGGGCUUACCUUUUUCCGCUGCGGACCUGUCCCCUCGGCGCCGUCCUCUUUGUUUUUCUCCCUCAACAAGAUGUCUCCACUGCAGGACAGUGUGGCUGGCUCCCCCCACGAAACAGGUGGGGUGCGCACGGGAGCCUGCAAACGCUGCUGAGCUGUUCACCUUGGUUGAGCCUGGCCCUCCGGUCCGUAUUGGGGAGAGGGCUUAUCCCGGACGAGCCCCCAAAGAAAUGAAGCCUUAUUUACCUAGGGAUCCAUCAGCCACGCCAUCCCCGGACCUUGGAGGGAACAAAAGUACCAGGAAAGCAAAAUCUUCUUUGGAGAAAAAGUUUAUUGAAAUCUGUGCACAGAGACAAUAUCUGUACACAGAGACAACCAGCUGGAUAGCUCCUGAAAAUAUACUGGCUGUAAAGCAAGACACUUCAGCAAACUUUCUUAUACUCUCUGAGCACUCUCCUCCCUCCCAUACCUUCUCAAAUUAUUCCCUUACAUGGCACAUCUAUAUUGCUUGCUAAACACAUUUUAUUGCUUGCUAAACAUUCCUGUCUUUCUAUUUUGCUUGCUAAACACAUUUUAUUGCUUGCUAAACAUUCCCUCCCCUCUCCUUCGUACACGUGUCUUUUCUCAUCUUUGCAUUAGUAAGCAUAAGACAGGAAAAGGGGGCCUCUUUAGCAGGCCUGGUUAAAUCUGCACUUUUGACCCGCCAGCCAAAUUUAGUAGGUCUGGUUAGUUAUUGCUAACAGCAGCGGUUUCUUGCUAGCUGGCUAGGCAGGAAACGAACUUUUGACCUGUCAGCCAAAUUUUGCAAGCAGUCACUGGCGGUGUGCUAACUGUCUGGCCAAAAUUUGCAGAAGUAAGAUUAGCACAGGAUUAGCACAGGAAUUUACUGCAGAUAGUAUUUGAGAGCAACCUUUCUUAGGUACAGAGUUCUAAGCACAGAAAAUAUUGAGAGAAACCUUUUCCAUCUCCCUUUAGUUUACUAUUCCCCUUAAUGCAGACUGGAGAUGCUUACUCAGUGUUAAUAGAAUGUGGUGUUCUGUGCUUAGCCAAAGAUUUUCUCCUAAUGCAUUCUAUUUUUGCAGUGCUGCCUUCAUGUCCUGUUGUGGGCUUCCCAGAGGCUGCUCUGGCUGCCUUAGAGCUAAGCAAAAUUAAAAUUAAGCAAAGGAGAAGUGAGCCUUAACAUUGAGCACAAUCACAUUUUUUAAUCCAAAUUGACACUCCCACCUUUCUGCAUUCAGAUUUUCAAUUUCUGCCCUCCAGACAGACAUUGAGGCCAACUUCAGUCAUGAUAAAUGUUAUGAAAGUGUCAUCAAAAAAUGCAAUAGCUUUACAACUCGGCACAAAUGUAAAUGGUCUGUGGUGGUUGGGGUGUUUAUGUAAGCCCACUGAGAAACCUGUCAUUGGUUUGAGAAAUAUCGCCCAUCAUUAUAUGGUCUCUACCAACCACCUCACAAUUCCUUGACCUUUUCCUGAACAUUUUUCUGUGAAAGAAACAAUGAGGGGUUGUAAUGCCCCAAUUCACUGACAUUUGCUGGGGUAAGAAACUCAGCUGGACACAAAAAUUCAUUGCAUCAUAUACUGCAGGUGGUUUCAGCUGGCUGGCUGAAAUUUGGCGAUGUUCUACAAAUGGCUUUGGGGGGAAAUGUUCUAGAAGGACUAAACUGUAGGCCUCCUGAUGUCUAAAUUGCACAAUGAGAAGUGUGUUGGGAGGGAUUUUUUUGCACACAAAAUUAAACGCAGGUUGAUAAGUUAAAACUGCCUCAGACCUGUUUUGUUUGCCGUUUAUGCAAUAUGCAAACUGAAUCAUAGCCAUCCACCAGCAUUUGCAAUUCUCUAGAUUUUCUAGUGAAAUUCUCAAGCCAAGUAAUCUGAACUUGCAUACAAAAUUGGCUACAAAGGUGUGUUUGGGGAGAAAUUCGCACUAAAAUGUUGAUGUGGAAUUGUGGAGAACUGAACUUCAGAUUGUAAAAUUAAAAACUGACUGAAACCAAUAUUGGCUGAUUUAGCCAUUCUUGCUCAAAUCUUUGAUGUGUGCCAGGCAGACUGAGAUUAGAGGACCAGGCUGCAUCCAUUCCAGGGUCUGAAGUGCCUUCAAAGUGUGGCCUUUUAUAGGCAGUGAUUGCUGUUAUCUUUUCCCCUCUAGGAUGUGAGAAGCACCUUGCAGAAGUAAGUGGAUCCUGCUCAUUUCCAUUAGCAUCUCUCUGAGGUCAGGAAAGGUCCAGGACCCCAACACAUAAAACCUGGUACAGAAGGGGCUCCUGGGGGAGAGGCGGUAGGACUCCACACUCUACAGCAGGGAUCAGCAAACUUUUUCAGCAGGGGGCCAGUCCACAGUCCCUCAGGCCUUGUGGGGGGCCAGACUAUAUUUUGGAAGGGAAACAAAGAAUGAAUUCCUGUGCCCCACAAAUAACCCAGAGAUGCAUUUUAAAUAAAAGGACAUAUUCUACCCAUGUAAAAACAUGCUGAUUCCAGGACUGUCUGUGGGCCAGAUUUAGAAGGCGAUUGGGCUGGAUCCGGCCCCUGGGCCUUAGUUUGCCUAUCCAUGCCCUACAGCAUCUCACACGUAAAAAUAGGGCCCUCUCCUUUGCUAUUGUAGCAAUCUAAUUCUUCUUCCAAGGAUCAAGGCCAGAGCACGGCCUCCUCCUUCCCCGUCACAUAGGGCUGGAGACUCUUCUCUGCCUCUUGCACGUUGCAUUCACUGACUCUGCAAUACAUAGUGUCAAGCAUAUAAAAGAAAGUGGCUCAAAGAUGCUUGUGAAUAGCUCAGUACCUACGAACAUGUUUCAAUGUCCAACUAGUUUUUCCUCAAAGUAUGGUGAGCAACAGAAAGGUGCCCACCUCUGUUAACUCUCUCUCUCUUAGGUAUUUUUGGAGGGGAGGUUAGUGAAUCUGGAAUAAGCUGAUUGUUUUUUUUCCUCAGAGGUGGGAUUGUUGUGAUUUUGCAUCAGCGGGCAAACUCAGAGGCCUGGGGUUGCUGCUUUGGCCCUCAGAUAUCUGACUGUGGAGCCUGUAGUGAGGAAGAAUUGAGCCCCUCUGUGCCUGCCUGACCCUAUAGGCUUUUUUCAACUCUCUUUCUCAUUUCCUUUCUUUUACUGUGCUAGGAAUUGUGGUUUUGAAUGGGCUAACAUUAUUUUUCUUCUCACCAGGUAUGAGAAAAGAGAGAGAUUGGAGGCUCCAUGUGCUUUCCCUCCACAGCUGAAUGAGAGGCUCUCCAAACUCUGUGAUAUAAAUAGUAUGCUCGAGGAUGUGAUGAAGCAAUUCAAAAGUAAUGAGAAAUGGCUGCGAGGAUUUUAUUCUGGGCAUUUUAUUGGUCCAAAACUGGGUAUGCCAGUCUCUUAAUGUAUUGCAUUGUCUUGUAUUUUGUUUUUGCUGCAGACAGGGAUGUUCCCAUAAUACCUUCCUUCUUGGUGGUCCAGCCAUCAUCUUAUUUUCCUCAGAAUGCCCUAUAUACAUUGUCACUCUGGUGCAUGGGGGGUUAGAGGAAAGAAAUGGUGGCUGCCACAAAGAGAAAGACCCUGAACCAGAGUGCAGAGAAAAGUCAAGAUUUCCCCCCUCAAUGUACAUCUGGGCUGGCCCUUUUGGAGGUUCUCAAACUCUGAAGGGCAGUGUGAAAGGGCAUUUUGUACCACCCUGUUCCCCUCUUUGCCUCCUCCUGCUUAGCCGUGUCUCCCAGCAGUGAAGCAAAGCCCUGAUCUGUGUCCUCAGACACCCACCCACAGCUGCCCUAUCUAGGGCUGCCACAAACACAAUCUCCUGAGAGUUCACAAAUUAAUUAUGAAAUCAAGUGCACAUGAGCCCCAAAGGGCACAAUUAUGUUUCUUAAUAGCAUGGAAGAUUUUUAAAAGGUUUGAGGGGAGGAAUUCCUUUUGCACGAGAGCUCUGCCAUUCCUUCCUCUACAAGCUGAGUUUCUCAUAAGAUUUAAUGAUUCUGGCUUAAACAAAAUCCCUCACCACUUUACUUUGGGGAGUUAUCAAGGCUGCCUCUAUCUCCCCUCUGCAUCCUUUUACAGGAUUGCUGUUACGCUGCCUCCCCUCCAGUCCUCCACUAUAGACCCCAAAUUUAGUGACAGCAUUCAUAGACCAAAAAAUUAAAGAAUUGUCCAGUAGCACUUUAGAGACCAACUAAGUUUGUUCUGGGUAUAAGUUUCGUGUGCAUGCACACUUCUUCAGAUACACGCGCAUGAAAGCUUAUACUCAGAACAAACUUAGUUGGUCUCUAAGGUGCUACUGGACAAUUUUUUAUUUAUUUUAUUUAUUUCGACUGCGUCAGACCAACAUGGCUACCUACCUGAAUCUACAUUCAUAGACCAUCGCUUUUUUUGCUGAAUAUUUUUAUUCUGCUGCUUUUAAGUCUAGUUUAUCACUGCUGAGUUUUAAAAUUCUAGUUAUUUUCAUUGGUUCUUUCUAUUAUUUCCUUGUUUUAAAAUAUUUGUUCUACUACCUAAUAUUUUACUUGAUUUAAGGAAACUAUAGCUACUAUAGGGACGCGGGUGGCGCUGUGGGUUAAACCACAGAGCCUAGGACUUACCUAUCAGAAGGUCGGUGGUUCGAAUCCCUGCAACGGGGUGAGCUCCCGUUGUUCGGUCCCUGCUCCUGCCAACCUAGCAGUUCAAAAGCACGUCAAAGUGCAAGUAGAUAUAUAGGUACUGCUCUGGUGGGAAGGUAAACGGUGUUUCUGUGCGCUGCUCUGGUUCACCAGAAGUGGCUUAGUCAUGCUGGCCACAUGACCCGGAAGCUGUACGUCGGCUCCCUCGGCCAGUAAAGCAAGAUGAGCGCCGCAACCCCAGAAUCGGUCACGACUGGACCUAAUGGUCAGGGGUCCCUUUACCUUUACCUUUAUAGCUACAUUAUGAAGUGUAAUUUUUGUACAAAUAUUUAUUGUAAUGUUUUAUGUUUUUAUAUAUGUUGGAAGCCACCCAGAAUGGGUGGGGCAACCCAGUCAGAUGGGCAGGGUACAAAUAUAAUUACUAUUAUUAUUAUUGCUGUUAUUAUUAUUAUUGGAGGUACAAGAGUAUAACGCUUAAACUCCAUAUCGUUUUGCUUCCUCAGACUCUCUUUUAUUCAGACAACAGCUUCAGAAAGGUAAAUUUCUGACUGAGGCCCAAAUUCAUCUGCGGGAUGGGGACUGGAUGAUGCUCUCCGCUCCUGGCAGGGGUGAAACUAGGCUUUCUGUCACCCAGGUCAAAGACCAAGUUGGGCACCCUGCCACACACAUUUAUGUACACACACAGUAAAUGGCCAACAGGCUGUGACCCUCACUGGUGCCCUCUGGGAGCUUCACCCGGGGCAAAAGUACUGGCUACACACACCCCAGCUAUGGCUCUGCCUCCUGGCCUGGACAUCUUGGUUGGCUGCUUAGCUCCGGAGUCCUAUCUAGCCGAGGUGGGUGUAGGUCCCAAUCACUGACAGUGAAUUAAUUUUGUCUUGAAUGAUUUCUAGUUCAUCUUCAAAUUCAUUCUCUUCCAUGUGUUUUUCACUCUUUGAGUCUCUAAUAAUAAUAAUAACAAUAAUAAAUUUUAUUUAUAUCCCGCCCUCCCCAGCCGAAGCCGGGCUCAGGGCGGCUAACAACAAUAAAACAGUAUAAAAGUAUAACAUAAACAACACUCUAAAAUCAUUCAUUGUAAAAUUAAUUAAUUCAGGCCACUGGCAACCAUUGGGCCAGAGCUCCGCGAAGAUUGCCAAGGGAGGGAGUCAGGCUGUGCCCUGGCCAAAGGCCUGGUGGAACAGCUCUGUCUUGCAGGCCCUGCGGAAAGAUGUCAAGUCCCGCAGGGCCCUGGUCUCUUGUGACAGAGUGUUCUACCAGAUCGGAGCCACAGCCGAAAAGCCCUGGCUCUAGUUGAGGCCAGCCUAACUUCUCUGUGGCCUGGGACCUUCAAGAUGUUUUUAUUUGAAGACCGUAAGUUUCUCUGUGGGGCAUACCAGGAGAGGCGGUCCCGUAGGUACGAGGGUCCUAGGCCGUAUAGGGCUUUAAAGGUUAAAACCAUCACCUUAAAUCUGAUCCUGUACUCCACCGGGAGCCAGUGCAGCUGGUGUAGCACCGGGUGAAUGUGAUCUCGCAGCGAAGACCUCGUAAGGAGUCUCGCUGCAGCAUUCUGCACCCGCUGGAGUUUCUGGGUCAGUCUCAAGGGCAGCCCCACGUAGAGCGAGUUACAAUAAUCCAAUCUGGAGGUGACCGUCGCAUGGAUCACAGUGGCUAGGUCCAUGGGCGCAUGGGCGUAGCCAGGAAUUUUUUUUUGGGGGGGCAGGCUUUCAGUAGGGGGUUUGUCAGGAUUGGCACUGUCCAUAAUAAAUCCAGUUGCAGCAGACGUAACUUAAACUUGCAAUAACUUAUAAUAAGUCUAAACCGUAACAGUAUAUACAGAACACCACACCAGAAGGAAGGAGAUAAGAAGCGAAACCCAGGCUCCUUCUGGCCUUAUUAUUGAUUAUAAACAGCAUGACCUUGACAGAAAGAGAGAACAGAACCAGUUUAACCAGCUUAUUUUCAAGCUGAUUUGUUGAGCAACUGCAGGUUUAAAAAAGCAGUCAGCACUGAGUUUCUUCCUGAAUCAGUUACAGAAAGGGAAACACCCAGUUACUGAAAACUGAGAAAGUGAAACUUAACUCCUUCUCUGGAGUGAGGAAGCCACUCUUUGUGCUGAAGCCACUUGCUCCAUCUGCCUGGAGUAUUCCAAGGAUCCAGUGAUCAUCCCAGAGUGUGGGCACAACUUCUGCAAGCCUGCUUGAUCUAGGAUUGCCAUAUUUCAAAAAGUAAAAUUCAACCUGACAACCACAAAGGUCUGAGUAACCACUGUUAUAUUCUUCAGUGGGGUCGUUCCAUGACAGAUCACCACAAUUUUUCAAAUUAUUAUUAGCUACUACAUCUCAGAUUUUGCUUAAAAUUGCUGUACUGGAUUAUCUCAGGUCAGUGUCAAAAGUGAAUAAAUAUUUCCUAUGUCUUAUAGUUUUCAAGUUGGGGGGGGGAUGAAAAUUAGAGAAACGUUAUAUACAUGCAUGAAUCAAGUCGCUUCUGGGGACUUUAUGGGGUUUUGGGCCCUGGAGCUUAAGCUUCCUUAGUUUAUAGCAGAUCCACUUCUGGGUAGAAUAGGUUGAUGGGUCUCUGCACUGACACUCUCCCCAACUCUAAGCAUAAUGAGGGCAUCUAAGAGUGAAUGCCUGUUCUCUGCUUAUCUGAACUGGGGGGCCCUCAUCACCCACCCACUGAGAGCCCCAAAUGGCCAUAUCAUACAGAGAUGCCUAAGGAGGGCAAGUCCCCUUCUCUCCUACUCCCCCCUCCCAUUCACAAACACAGAAGAGCUGAGUAAAGGUUCACUAGGUGGUUUUGUUUCAUUGUAAAUACUGGUACAUUGAAUGCAGAAAGAAGAAACCAACUGAUUAAAAACCAACAAGGGCUGCAAUCUGAAAACGGUAAUGGCCUUUGAGUAAUGUCUGUAGAUAACCAAUAUUAAAAUGAAGAUAGAUAGAAAUAAUAGUACUUCAAAGAAAAAGAAAAUAGAUAAAUACAGGCAACAAGUUUAUUAUAAUAAAAUGGAAGAGAUGGGAAGUCAUUUAUUUAUGAAGAAUAUUAUGAUUUGAAUUACAUCUCUUUUCUUUUUUGUGUACAUGUAAUGUUUGAUGAUCUAAAAUGGACAACAACAAUAAUCACAAACAUUUUUUGGAUAGAUAUUUUUAUGAUGUAAAGUUAUGAUGUAAAGAUAUCAUUAUGAGCAAUAAAAAAAAAAGAUUUAAAACCAACAAGGAAAGUAUUUAUUGUGGGGAAAGUAUGGAAGCAAGAGAGAAGUAUCCCAGUUCUGUAUGCAAUACAAAGAAAUCCCAUUUCUUUGAGAGGGAAUCUGGUUCCUGGAGUGUUUCUUGGAUCAGGGUGUCCAUCUCUGACUCUCAGCUGAUUCUGCCUCUCUUCUUUUUCCAACAGAAAAUGUCACUCUGGAUCCAGACACAGCCCAUCCCAGGCUCAUCCUGUCCGAGGAUCGGAAAAGCGUGAGAUGGGGAGACAAAAAGCAAGCCCUGCCUGACAAUCCUGAGAGAUUCAGUGACUGGCCUUCUGUGUUGGGACGUGAGGGAUUCAAAGCAGGCAGACAUUUCUGGGAUGUCACUGUGGGAAGUGAGGGAGAAUGGGCUGUAGGGGUUGCCAGGAAGUCUCUGAGGAGAAAGGAUGACUUUCUCAUGAGAAUAAUUAAUACCUUCUGUGAGUUAAGUUAUGAGGAAGGGAUCUGGGCUGUGGGGAAAUUGAGAGGUAAGUACAGGGCCUGCACCUCCCCUGAUUCCUCUCCUUUGUCCCUAAGCGAGGAGCCCAGGAGGAUCCGGGUGACUCUGGACUGUGAAGCAGGGGAGAUGUCUUUUUCUGGUGCUGACUCAGGAGCUGAACUCUACACGUUCUCAGGAGCCUCGUUCUCUGGAGAGACCUUCCUCCCUUUCUUUUAUCUGAGGGGAGAUAAAAUCCACCUCAGGAUCUCCUAAGGAGGCUAAAUCUGCCUCACAGGAACAUUUGGAGUUUCUCUCCAAAUGAAAAUGACAGAUAUAAAACCAAACACCUCAAGAGCUCUUUUGACAGCUUUGCACAGGCCUUUUGAGAUGACUCACUCUAGUCACAAUCAGCAGAAGCAAGAAAACAGAGAAAAAAUGGGGCUAGUUUUUUAAAUUUUGUUUUAUUUUGUUUUAUUUGCUUUUUCCUUCCCUUUCCCGGAAUUCCCUCUGCAGGUUAUUUCUUAGAGACAAUAUCACUUUAACAGUCCCAGUAAAUAUUAUGUUCCUGAAUAGGAAUGCACUGACUUCAGUGGGGCUUUUGGCUGUUUAGAUGUGUUUAGCAUUACAGCCAAUGUGGUGUCCUUUGGAUGAGGCUGGACUCCAAUUCCCAUCUGCCUUGUCCAGCAUCUGAUCAGAGAUGAUGGGAUUGUAGUCCAGCAACUUCCAGAGGGCAUCACAUUUGCUGGCUGCUUCAGACCUUUUGCGUGUGAGGUGAUCGCAGUAACCACCAGAGUAGAGAAACUGUGCCCUGGCCUCUGGACUUGUUUCCAUCCCUCAGAUGAAAAUGCGCCUCUCCACCUGUGUGUGAGGAGAAGAGCAUACACCUGAAAUGAGGUGAAGGCCCAAGACAGGUGUUGAUCAUCAUGUGAGCUGCGCACAGGUGGUCUGAAGCGAGCUACCACCAUUCCUGUGGAGCCUCUUUUUAUUGAGACAAACAUGCAAGCUAGGCAAAUACAUCUUUGGGCUGUGACCUUUACACAUCUUCCGUCCCGAAAUCGUGGGGUGGUACAAAGCUAUUUUGGCACCUGUUUCCACAGCGUCAUUUUCUCCUUGCACAGUGUAUGACGUAGGAGACAAAAGGUCUCAGGGAAAAACUUACAGACAGGACACCGCUGACUUCUGAGACCGCAAUAGGUCAGACAUAGGUGGAACGAUGUACCAGACAGCUGUGGCUUGUCUGGGGGGGGGGGUUGCCCUGCACCCCAAGGUCACGCGUGCAGGCAGACGUGGCUGCUUGCCGGUGGGGAAGUGUGCUCCCUCCGGACCCCACUCUCCACUCCGCGAUAUCCCUACAUGAAAGACCUUCUGUUCCUGGAAGGGGGAGAGGGAGCAAAAAAGAAAGAAAACCCAGCUAGGAAUCUGACCUCAGCACCAAUUGUGGCACAGAAUCCUGACCACUAAACCAUGGUUGAGAAAAGCCUGGUUGAACUCCCUAGUCCAGCGAAAGGAUUCCCUGACAGGAAAUAGAUUGAGAAGACUGGUAAAAAAUGUGGGAAUGUUCAGGGAUGCAGGAGAGGAUAUAUUGUUUGAUGAUAUCCUUCCUAACUUGCGUUAGCAAGUUCUAUAUCUUAUCAGAGUAGCAUUCCCCUUUAAAUGCACAGAGGUAUGCUUGUUGCAGGCUCAUCUGAGCCUCUCAGUAUAAGAUUCCUGGUAAGAUCCCUUGUCCCUCUUAAAAAUAAUAGACACAACAGUCUUAUUAAAAUCUAUAUAAAAGUAGUUUACUCACAAUCAUUCAGUUCACAGUGUGAAAGAAAUUUUUUACUCAUAACUUAGUUUUGUUUCUAUUUAAUUUAGAUCCUGCCACUUCCCCAAAUUUUUGAAUUUUUUCUAUAACUCUAGGGAGAGAAUUUUUUGGAUCUUCCACUGUAAUUACUAAAUCAUCAGCACAUGCUUUCAAUUUAAACUCACUUUCCCCAGUUUUUAUCCCAGUGAUCUCUUUGUCUGCUCUUAUGUUUCUAGCAAAUACUUCCAGGACCAGAAUGAACAACAGCGGCGAUAAUGGGCAUCCCUGUCUAGUUCCUUUUUGUAUCUUACAGUUGUCCGUUAUCACCUGAUUUACAAUUAAUUUAGCUUUUUGUUCUGAAUAUAUUGCUUGUAUUCCCUUUAAAAAUUUGAAUCCACAAUAAUUUAUUCAAGUACUUUUGUCAUGAAAUUCCAAGAAACAUUGUCAAAGGCUUUUUCCGCGUCUAUAAACAUCAUUGCUGCUUUCUUUUCAUUUUUGACCUCCAGAUAUUCUAUCACAUUUAAUAUAUUUCUUAUAUUUUCUUUCAUUUGUCUACCUGGAAGAAAUCCUGCCUGAUCUUGAUGUAUAUACUCAUUUAAUAUUUUUUUCAUUCUAUUAGCUAAAAUGUUUGCAAAUAAUUUAUAAUCAUUGUUUAACAAUGAGAUAGGCCUUUAAUUUUUAAUUUGCAGCAAAUCUGAAUCUUGUUUUGGAAUUACUGUAAUGUAAGCCUCUUUCCAUGUUUCUGGGAUUUCACCUGUAUUUAAUAUCUCAUUCAUGACAUCUUUCAAUGGGUUUACCAAUUGUUCACUUAAUUUUUUAUAAUACUUUGCCAUUCAUCCAUCUGGACCCGGGGACUUGCCAUUUUUUUGUCCACUUUAUUGCCUCUAACACUUCUUGAGCAGUUAUUUGUGUGUUUAAGCUCACCAUUUGUUCCUCUUUUAUUUUUGGCAGAUUACUACCUUUAAUAUAUUCCUCUAUUUUAAAAGCUUUUUCCUUCCCUUUCCUAUACAAUUCUGAGAAAUAUUUUACAAAUGCUGCUCUUAUUUCCUUCAUCUUAUCUGUGAUCUUUCCAUUUAUAUUAAUUUUGUUUAUGGAGUUUCUUUGUUCACUUAUCUUCAACUGCCACGCUAGCAGUUUUCCUGAUUUGUUAACAAAUCUGGCUCUGCCUCUUGUGAACAGAACUUCCAUGAGCUGCCAUACUCACAUCCUCAAUAGGGAGGAGAUGCUACUCUGCCCCCUUCUUAGCGUAUGAAGCAGCCAGUCAGUUUCAUAAUCUGAAGGUCCUGAGUUGGAGCCUCUGAGAAGGCAACUUCCUCCUCUCGCUUCCUUUUUGCCAAGGGGUGUGUUCAGCUGCGCUCUCCAAGAAGGGAAAAGGGAAGACUGUGGGCGUCAUGGGUGGUGAGUUGGGAGUCUUGAUUGCUGUUAUCUAUCUAUAUUAAGCAUUUGCAAGUAAUAAGUAAAUAAAGAGAAAAACAUAUUCCUUGACCAGGAAUUGAAUGCAGACUGCAUCAAUGAGAGAAACAAAUUUUUAGAACCACAAGUAGAUUUUAAUCGGUAAUAUUUUUCAAUGUUAAACUAAGAAGAAUGUUUAAAUUAAAAAAGAACGAAUCCUCUGCUCAGAAAUGAUGUGGGCUUCAGGGUGAAAAUGUAGUGACCAAGUUUGCUCAGACAUUAAAUUGUUCGGCCUCUCGGAC
Messenger RNA from Podarcis lilfordi (Lilford's wall lizard), 19786 nucleotides. The record is from the annotation of a GenBank genome assembly. Lineage: Eukaryota; Metazoa; Chordata; Lepidosauria; Squamata; Lacertidae.